AUGACGCUCUCGUCGCCGACCUUCCCAGCGCGCGGCAGCAGCGGCAGCGACCACGCCAGCUACGUGCCCAAGCCGCGGCGCGCGCGCGGCAGCAUGGACUCCACGGCGUCCUCCACCAGCGGCGGGGGCAGCACCAGCAGCUCCGUGCUCCGCGUGUCCCGCGAGCUCGAGAACAUCGGCGCGCGCGUGCCCAUGUCCAAGAAGCGCGUGACGUGGCGCUUCGUGCUCGCGGGAUCGGAGCAGGUGCACACGGUCAUGCUGGAGCAUAGCCGCAUCUCGGCCAAGAAGCGGCUCAAGCUGGACGGCCGCCGGCUCUACAGCUCGGACGCGUACGCCACCAACUGGCACUACGACUUCCACGUGGGCGGCGGCGACGCGCUCACGCCCUUCCGCGUGACGAUCCGCGACGUCAAGUCCUCGGUCGUGGACCAGCGGCGGCUCGAGACGGUCUACGACCUCGUGGCGGAGGGCGUGAGCUGGGACCAGCUGGGCGAGAGGUUCCUGCCCGUGGCGCACCGCCACCACACGGCGUCGGUCUGGAGCAGCGACAUGUACGUGCGUCGCGUGGAGGACACGAGCGGGGAGCUGCUCAGUGACGGGGACCAGCGUCCCCCGGGCACGCUGCUGACCUGGACGUUCGCGUUCGGAGUGAGCGGCGGCAUCCACAAGCUGGAGCUGCGGGACCUGGAGAAGGGCGAGUUCGUGGUCGUGCUGGACUGCAGAGAGCUCAAGCGCGUGAGCUUUGACGACAUUGAGGGCGAGAUGUGGGAGUUCGAGUACGACGUCGAGGACCAGCACGAGCUGGACCUGGUGGUGGCUCUCACAGACGACAACAGGAAGACGUACGACUUGUUCAUUGACGGCAGCGCGUGGAGCGACAUCAGUCAGACCAACUUCGUGCUGGAGUCGGGGUGGUACCCGGUCUACUCGCGCUCGAGGAGCGCCGUGUACUUCCGUCAUGAGGGCACGGGCAGCACGCAGUGGGAGAAGCCCAUUGUGGACCGAGAGGACGUGAACGCGACCCGUCCGCUGCAGCAUUUCGAGCAGGUGUCGCCCGGCUCGCAGGGGCUGGAGGACCUGAUCCACGACAUGCACGUUAUCACAUCGAUUAAGGAGGAGGCUAAUGAGGAGCCAGAGAGCGAGCACGAACACGCGCCGCAGCUUGUGCCCAUGAAGCAGCCGCUGCAAUCAGUUCAGGAAGUGCCGGAAGUGAAUCUGAUUGACUUUUCAGACGAUGCGGUACACUCGUCGCCUGUAAAGAAGCCGCAGCAGAGUGGAUACGAUGGCUUCGAUCCGUUCAACCCUGCCACGCACGCUGGCUUCGUCCAGAAGGAGCAGAGUGGCAACCAGUCGCAGCCGCAAGUGGAUCUGCUGGGUCUUUAG
Molecule: messenger RNA, 1383 nt
Organism: Phytophthora sojae
Lineage: Eukaryota; Oomycota; Peronosporomycetes; Peronosporales; Peronosporaceae
Exons: 1
Coding region: 1-1383 (460 amino acids)
Molecular function (GO): protein binding
Source: RefSeq, a predicted model, not a curated record